CGCACACACACACAAACACACACACACACACUGAAGGCUUCCACCAGAACCGCCUCUGUCAAGGGAGCCCUUGCUUAUACCAAGUACGAUUCUCUUCCUCCCUCACUCUCUGUGGCUCUGACGAAGAACGCGGUUGGAAAUAUAUUCCGUCGAUAGUGAGAGAGAGAGAGAGAGAGAGAGAGAAAAUACGACGCAGCGUUGCCAUCUCCUGGGCCACUGAGACUCUAGACCGAGAUAAAAUAUCUAGUGAAGUUAUGCAAUUGGAACCUGAAUGGAAGAGGCCUAAGAAGGCCUUGGCAAAGACGUAGAAGUGAGGAGGAGUGACGUGUACGGAAAGAGGGGAAGGAGGAGGAGGAGGAGGGAAAAAGAAGAAGAAAAAUAACACGGAAAAGAAGCCUUAAUUAAGUUACCCCCAUCGAAAUAGAGAAACCGAGACAACGGUUAAAUGCGAACUCAGGAUUUUCGAAGUUAGGAAGUUCGGGUCACUUCCCCCAAGGAGAUCCAUUCCAUAAAGUGUCAUAGAAAACGGGAUUCCAGACGCCAAACGCCAAGGUUUUGCCUCCCCACCACGAUAACAGAAACUCUGCGUUUGUGUGUGUCUGUGUGCGUGUAGAGAGGUACACUACUCAAGAGGGCGUCUAGGGGCUGAGAAAGGAGGAAGGGGGACGAGCAGGAGGAGGAGGAGGAGGAGGAGUAGGAGACAGCAGACGUAGGGAGCAGGAGACCACCACUGCCAUGUUAGGUCUGGAGACGUAUCCUGCCUUUUACCUGGGUUACAUUAACGCAUAUUAUUCGCCCACCUCCUCCAGCGGAGGGCUCUCUCGCGCCUUCACGGACAAUCCCACGCCCUGCAGCAGGCGCGAAGGGGCUUCUUACACGCCCUACGAGUGCUUGGCCUGCGGCGUGCCCCUCAGGAUAUUCAGGAAGUGCUGCACUUUCGACCUCCCCGAGGAAAGAAACAUGACAGCUCACCUCUGCAUCACCACCUACAGGAGUCCCAACAAUGAAGUCCUGAAGUUAGAGUGUAAUGCCACGGUGGUCGGUGACAUGGACUUGGGCAAUUCCCUGCAUUAUGCGUCAGACGGGCGUCUCACUGGCCAAAAGCAGUUAUGUUUCGUAGGACAAGACUGCCAACGCAUUCCAAGCAUACUGGGAGCUACGUACGGACUCCAAACAAAGAGAUUAGACCUCUCUUACAAUGCUAUUAAGUCACUGGAAGGACUCGAGAAGUUUCCCCACCUGGAAGAACUCAUCCUGGACAACAAUUUCAUAGACGACACCGUCACACUCCCGAGGUUGGAAACCCUCCACACGCUCUCUCUCAACAAGAAUAAGGUCGCCAAUUUAGAGAAGUUCUUGGACCAAGUCAGCGAAAAGUUUCCUCAGUUACGGUACCUCAGUCUGCUGGGCAAUGAGGCCUGCCCGAACCAACUCUCUUCUUUAGACAAAGAUGAAAAAGAUUACAGAAGAUACAGACUGUACGUGCUCCACCGUCUGCACGGCCUACGGUUCCUCGAUUCGACGGCCGUCAGGAAGACGGAAGUGAGGGAAGCCCGAAAGAGAGGAGCUCUCAUGAAGACUGUGAAGCCCCCUGCGAUCACGACCGUACCAAACACAAAGACGGGAAUCGAACACCAGAACGGGACCAACGCAGUCAGCCCCCAGCAGGAGACGAAAGACGCAACAAGGGCACCUGAGGGCAACAAGACGCAGGCCCAGAACGGCACGGCAGGCAACAAAGAGAACUCGACAGACCCUGCACAAAAACACACAGGCAAGCGGUAACAGAUCACACACACACAGGCUUCUUCCUCUUCUUCUUCAUUUUGUGCUUUUGCAGGUGCGUACGGAGUUCGUCGCUAUCGCUACAUAGGAAAGCAUUCUGAAGGUAAUCGGUUUAUCAGGAACGAACACCUCUGAAGAGCGUAGGAUACUUGUCACCAGCCAUCUUAUCCAGAAACAGAAAUCCUUUAACAUCCUCACUGCGUGUUGCAACGGGGCCUCUGCAUCUGACAAUUCAGAACAAAGACGUCGGCACUUCAUUAAAACAUCCAGGACUGGACAUAAAUUUGGCCAAUUCGUUUUCCAGGUCUGGAAAUGAGACUACUUACAAACAGUAUCCGACUUGGAACCCAUAUGUUCUAAAGGUUUCCAGCAGUAAGACUAAGUGUUUCAGGGAACUAUAAAAAUAUGCUUCUUACAAUGACUGCUGAUUUGAUACACUCAGAGCUGAUGUAUCAAAACAAUGAAUGUGAAAUUUACUGGCAGAGGCGCUAGUAAAUGGUAUACUACACCCAAGGUCUUCAAAGAAACCUUUUCCUACAACAGAUAGAAUUAACUGAAAACUGUUUUCUAAAAGUAGUAUACUAGAAUAUCUAAAGGAAGCAAUAAUCUCUUUCCUAAUGAAGAUUCCUGGAAUAUUCCAGGACUGACAGGAGUUAAUUCCACGUCUAAAUACCUGGAACACAGUAGGGUUCCUAGGACUUACUAUUUGUUCUACUAUUUGUUCAAGUUUCCUCGAAUGAAUUUCUAAGCCUUGAUAAAAAUGACCCAAAGGUUGAAUUUCUUCUGGAACAUUUUAGACCUGCAAAGAAUAACCUGUUUUACCCAAGACUGAAAAGCAGUAUACAAGAAUACGUUGAAAAAGUAAAUGUCAAGACGAAUUACUAAUCUUGUUCCUUCCUUGACUAAAAGUGAACCAGAAUCCUCAUAUGCACGCAAAGUGUUUGGUACUGACGGAUCAUGAUGUUUCGUCCCCAUGCAGAAGAUACUAGAAAAGAAUUCUUCCAUAACUCCUACGUAAAUACCUAUGGCACUGUACGACCUUCACUAAUAACUGACCCUUGUAUUCUAGGCAUUUGCAUCAACAAGUCACUGUUUAAAUUACAGCUGUAGACAUACAGACUGCAGAUAACGGUACUACCAAUGAUAAAACAAGCGUUUGUGAACAAAGUGACAGGCCUGGACUGAUAUAUUUAAAUCUAAAGUUCAAAUGUUGUACACAUGUCAUUUGAAUUUUCAAGCAAACAGUAUGUUGGUGUUUUCUUGUAGUUCUGUAAGCCUAGAAUGCAAUCAUUAGACAUCUAUUUAUAAAAUUCCUGAUCAUCACAACCAUAUACGUAUCUAGAUCAGUGCAGUAACCAAGUACUACUACCUGUUUACCAAACCUACUGAAGCCAAAGUCACAACAGUUCUGAAACUAUUCUCAAAUCUAAACCGAGAGCUCAAACAAAUGACCAAACCCAGUGUACAAAAUCAAGAAUGAAAAAAUUUUGCAUCUUAGUUGCAUACUUUGCUGCCUGCUGUGCAUUUUUGCUUCGGAGCUUUACUUUGGCAUUUCCUUGAGCCUUAAGGAAACUGUGAAGUGACAUGCAAGAGAGAGACAGAAAAGGAGAUCUAAUAUUCAAUUCACUUCACAGAGAUUGACGUGCAUUAGUGUUGGCCAUUACUCUGAAGGCUCCUCUUAAGUUAGUCUUACGUAGCUCUUUCCCCUGUAGAGAAUGAAUAGUACCUAUCACUCACCCAAGUCCUCAAUAUGAGCUUUUUAUCCUUUAUGUUUGAGAGUUUACUUGAAUCAUUCACAAAUUGUUUCAUAUCAUGCAAUACCACCGUGUUAAAAUCAGUUUGCCUUGACUAAUAAGCUCCACCAUCUCCAGAGUAUUAUUAUCUACUUUUGAUAAACCAUCAACCCCUAGUAAGGUUUAAUAUUUAAAAGCUUAUCACUUAAUUUACAUAUUCAUAAUCACCUCCAGAGCCGGAGCUUAAUAGCAAAGUUUAACUAGUUAAACUGAUAAAAACACAUCAUAAUUUCAUCAACAAAUUCACUAUCUCAUGAAAAUUGUUUUUCUGUGUCUUUAAUAAUAAAUAUAUAGUAAAAGAA
Macrobrachium nipponense is the source of this 3880-nucleotide messenger RNA. Its product is annotated as leucine-rich melanocyte differentiation-associated protein-like. Bases 736 to 1785 code for a protein of 349 amino acids. Gene Ontology annotation, molecular function: protein binding. Gene Ontology annotation, biological process: melanocyte differentiation. The record is from RefSeq and is a predicted model, not a curated record. The transcript has 9 exons. Lineage: Eukaryota; Metazoa; Arthropoda; Malacostraca; Decapoda; Palaemonidae.